Molecule: messenger RNA, 4911 nt
Organism: Syngnathus acus (greater pipefish)
Lineage: Eukaryota; Metazoa; Chordata; Actinopteri; Syngnathiformes; Syngnathidae
Product: multiple epidermal growth factor-like domains protein 11
Exons: 25
Coding region: 390-3788 (1132 amino acids)
Cellular component (GO): membrane
Molecular function (GO): scavenger receptor activity; protein binding
Source: RefSeq, a predicted model, not a curated record
GACAAUCCAAAGUGAAACGAAACAGGAGUUGUUUCAACAAUUGUGUCUAAUAGAAGAAAUACAACUCAGCCAAAGAGGCAUUGCAAUGCAAGUAUCUCUUGCGGUUCUCAGUCGCAGCUUAGCAAUAGCUAUAGCCAAGGCUAUAGAGAUGUGGGUGACUCAUCUUGCUACCUUUCUUACUCUUUGGCUGCACCAGGCGAAAGGCUGCAGCAGGAGCAUCAGCUCAGCCUGGGUACAAGUUCUCAACUACAAGCAUCCAAUUCAGACUUUGCCUUCUCCUCCAGGGAAAGAUAUAUAUACACUAGUAAAAAAUGUUUACCAUUCUCCAGUCAAGUUACGAAAAAUAACUUUACAGAGGACGUGUCGUAAAGGACAGUGGGAGGAGGACAAUGGGGGUUGGAGGUGCCUCCCCCCAAAUGUUGCUGUGGCUCAGACUGUUGAGUUUGAUCUUUCUGGUGACCGCCCUGAACCCAGAUGAUCCCAACGUGUGCAGCCACUGGGAGAGUUACGCCGUGACCGUCCAAGAGUCUUAUGCUCAUCCUUUUGACCAGGUCUACUAUACUCGCUGCACUGACAUUCUCAACUGGUUCAAAUGCACAAGACACAGGAUCAGCUACAAGACAGCCUACAGAAGAGGUGUGAGAACCAUGUACAGGCGACGCUCUCAGUGCUGCCCGGGUUUCUAUGAAAGUGGAGAUCUGUGUGUUCCAUUGUGUACUGAGGAGUGUGCCCACGGUCGGUGUGUCUCUCCUGACACCUGCCAAUGUGAGCCCGGCUGGGGAGGUCUGGACUGCUCAAGCGCCUGUGAAAGUGACUUCUGGGGUCCCCACUGCACUAAUCGCUGUCAGUGUCGGAACGGGGCCAAAUGUAACCCAAUCACGGGAGCCUGCGUCUGCACAGAUGGCUACCAGGGCUGGCGUUGCGAGGAGCCGUGUGAGCACAACUUCUAUGGCAAGGACUGUCUGCUCGAGUGCCAAUGCCUAAACGGUGCAACAUGCCACCACGAAAGUGGCGAGUGCUUCUGUGGACCCGGAUACACUGGGGCAUUUUGCAAGGACCCUUGUCCACCAGGGAAGCAUGGCCCCUUGUGCGAGCAGCGCUGUCCCUGUCAGAAUGGCGGAACGUGCCAUCAUGUGACUGGCGCAUGCUCCUGUCCUGCUGGUUGGGUGGGUCCUGUGUGCGCACAGCCGUGUCAGUUUGGCUCAUUCGGCAUCAAUUGCUCCCUGGAGUGCACGUGUCGUAAUGGAGGCCUGUGUGAUCACAUCAGCGGCCAGUGCCAAUGCACUUCUGGCUACAUUGGAGAAAGGUGCCAGGAUGAAUGUCCAGUCAGCACUUACGGGCCUCAGUGUGCCCAUAAAUGCGACUGCCAGAAUGGGGCGGAAUGCUACCACAUCAACGGGGCCUGUCUUUGCAAUGAGGGAUUCAAGGGUCCAAGCUGCCAAGACCGCUUCUGUCCAGCUGGAAUAUAUGGACUCCUCUGUGACAAGGAGUGCCCCUGCAAAAUGGCAAACACACUCAGCUGCCACCCUUUGUCAGGCGAAUGCACAUGUGCUGCAGGAUGGACUGGACUAUUCUGCAACGAGACUUGUCCGGCAGGUUACUACGGUGAAGGCUGCAAAGAAGUGUGUGACUGUGCUAAUGGAGCCGACUGUGACGGCGUCACUGGAACAUGCAUGUGUGCUCCAGGAUAUAUAGGGGAGGACUGCUCUAUUGUCUGUCCUGCAGGCCUGUAUGGGACCAACUGCACAUCGUCGUGUUUCUGUCACAAUGAGAUAUCAUGCUCACACGUCGAUGGCUCAUGCAUCUGCGGAGAAGGUUGGCAGGGAGUUGACUGCUCCAUCCCAUGCUCCAGCGGAAACUGGGGUCUAACCUGCAAUCAGAUCUGUCAGUGUGAAAACGGGGCAGCCUGUGACCCUGUUAAUGGAACAUGCACCUGCUCUCCAGGCUGGAGGGAUGCAUUGUGUGACAUACCGUGUCAUGAGGGAUCAUAUGGCCUGGGCUGCAAAGAGAGAUGUGACUGUGCGAAUGCUGAUGGCUGUGAUCCAAUAACUGGCGCUUGCCGCUGUGUCGCAGGUUGGACAGGUGUCCAUUGUGACAGUGUGUGUAAUGAGGGCUACUGGGGUCCCAACUGUUCUUACAGCUGCACCUGUGAGAAUGGAGGCUCAUGCUCCCCUGAGGAAGGCACAUGUGUGUGUGCUCCCGGUUACCGUGGCACCAACUGCAAACGAACAUGUUCACCUGGAUUCUACGGCCAUCGUUGUAGCCAGUCGUGUCCUCAGUGCAUCCACAGUGAUGGGCCUUGUCACCAUGUCACUGGCCAUUGCGAAUGUUUGUCUGGUUUCUUCGGUACCCUCUGCAACCAGGUAUGUUCCAGUGGAAAAUAUGGUAAACACUGCACCGAGACGUGCCUGUGCACAAACAACGGCACUUGUAAUCCCAUCGAUGGCUCGUGUCAGUGCUACCCUGGAUGGAUUGGAGAGGACUGCUCCAAACCCUGUCCUCAGGGCUCGUGGGGUCCCGACUGCAUUCACACAUGUAACUGUCACAAUGAUGCCCAGUGUAGCCCCACAGAUGGAGAGUGUGACUGCAGCCCUGGAUGGACAGGACUCUUCUGUACUCAGCGCUGCCCAACAGGUUUCUACGGUACUCAGUGUGCUGAAGUGUGCCGCUGUCAGAACGGGGCUGACUGUGACCACGUCAGUGGGCAGUGUUCGUGUAGGACGGGCUUCAUUGGCGAAAGCUGUGAACUCAAAUGUCCCGCUGGGACUUUUGGUUACGGCUGCCAGCAGCUAUGUGAGUGUAUGAACAACGCCACAUGUGACUACGUGACAGGAACCUGCUAUUGUAGCAUUGGAUUCAAAGGCAUCCGGUGUGAUCAAGCAGCCCUUGUGAUGGAGGAGCUGAACCCCUACACCAAGAUCAGCCCUGCCCUUGCAUCGGAGCGUCAAUCAGCGGGCGCCAUCCUGGGCAUCAUCUUUCUGUUGCUGCUCAUCAUGGCCAUGCUGUCUCUGGUGGUUUGGUUGCGCUACCGACAGAGGGAGAAAGGCCAGCAUGUCCCCAACGUCACCUAUACACCCGCCCUGCACAUCAACUCCACCGACUAUUCCCUCUCUGGGUGUGCUGGCCUGCUGGCUUCUUCAGAGUCAUCACCUUGUAACAGCUCCAUAGGCCACUGCUUCUCCAAUCCUAGCUACCGCACACUGGGCCCCUACACCUACGCUGCCCACUACGCCAAACCAGACAAGAGGCGCUCCACCAAGAUGAAAGCCAAACGACGACACAGGAACAGUGCUCCGGAGUGGGGCGCCUAUAGUAACCUCAGUGAGUUGGGUGUGUACUGCAUUGACCGGCGUUACAGUUACCAAGUGGAGCCACUCUACAGAGACUACAUGAAGAGCUCCAUGUCCAGCACUUGCUCCCUCAACAGUGAAAACCCGUACGCCACCAUCAACGAUCCACCUGGUUUGGUGUGCAAACACUCAGAGAGCAGCUACGUGGAGAUGAAAUCACCAGCUCACCACCAACACGUGGCACACUGCUGUGCAGCUACCAUCAUCACCACUUCCAGUACCAAUGUGCCUGCCAAGAAUGUCUACAACAUGGAGCCCACCAUCAGUAUCAUCCCAGGAGCUGGAGGCGUGGUGGUACCUAGUUACCCGCAGAGCCCCUAUGACCUGCCCAGGAACAGCCACAUCCCCAGCCACUAUGACCUGCUACCUGUGCGGCCCACCCCCUCUCAGAGCCAUAGCCCCCCUCUGGUGGGAAGCCCCACUGGUUCACUGCUGUAGAACACCCUCCACACGCUGGAAACCUGGCCAUCCCUGCCUGCCUUUUGUGAACUGGAUAGAAUUCACUGUGACGUACUCAGAAACUGUGAAGAAGCCGUUUGUUUUUGUAGUUUUCAGUAAGUGCUGAACAGAAAAACGGAAAGAACAGAUCUGGGGUGCAGUGUCUACUACAUUACACUGCUAUUUGAUCUUUUAUCCUUGUAAAUAUAUUCGACUUUAGGUGUUUUGUGCCAUGAUCCUUGUGUGUUUUCACUGUAUACCCCUGACCAACAAAACUCAGUCGAGGUAUUUAUAUGCUUGUGUACAGCAGUGUAUCUUUUUGUGGUAUGCAGAUGUUUUUCACACAUUCAAAGGUGGACAGGACCCAUUUGAACACCCCCUUAUGUGUGUCAGCAAAUUUGGCUGAUUCAGCUUGUCCAGUACUCUAAGUGAUCACUGAAACAUCAUCAAGCCAGAUCAACAAAGCAUCAAUACACUUUUUUUUUUUUUUUUACAUUAUUUCUACUUUCUUUUUUGUGGUUACUGUAGAAAAAAGUGAUGUAUUGGUUUUACAUUUUGUCCACUUGUAAUUAUUUUGUUGUUGCAUCAGGGUGAAUACACAUGCAUGCCAAAGAUUAUUAGAACAAUAUAAUUACACUAGUUGGAGCAAAGUUAGUCAUCUGUCAAUCCAUAUAUACUGUUGUGCCAACAUAGCCGUUUGAAAGUGAGAGGAUUUGAAACAAGAAUUGGUUGAGACUCAUUUAUUCAAGCUACUUAGUCAUUUGGUCCAACAGAUGGCAUUUUGUGCCAAGGUUAACUUGUAUUUACUAUCAACAUUAUCUAUAUAGUACCGCUGAAUUUAGUAUAACACUGGGGUACAAUUACAAAAAAAUUGUUGACAUAAAUAAGAGUUAGAUUGAUUAAAAAAGGCAUGCUGAUUCCAAAACUGCAGUCAGUUCUUCUUUCUGCAUGUCAGUUUUUCUCUCCACAGCAUAUCCUCCAGAUAAACAAAAUUGUACAUUUUAGCUGUAGCAAGACUGUGAUAAGAUCUGAUUACAAUUGGACUUAACAGCUACCUGUCAAUCUUUUUGUGCAAUUACAAAUGCGUGCGGUGAGAGGUGCAUACAGCUCCCAAUAGAAACAA